ACUUUUUGCUGCGCAUCACAGAACUAUUAAAACACGAAAUAGUGCUGCUUGACACACUGAUAAGUGAAAUUUUCCAAUAUGGUAGCGGAGGUUGUUGUUGUGCUGUUGGCUGUUGUCAUGUCCCCGCAGUGCCGGUAGUGGUGCUGUAAGGGAAAGUCUGCUGAUGACCGAACUAAAAACCCCAACAGCUCUUUAGUGUAUUUUUAUAUUUGCUUGCAGAUAAACCUCAUUUAUGUACAUCAGGGAACAAAACUUAAUUAUCCAUCGAUAGAAAAACGAUUAUUUGCGUAGAGGGUAGUGAAAUACUGUGCAGCAAGUCGCGCGCCGUUUAUAAUAAGCAUUUCCAGACUGCCGGGAGUAAAUACCGUGUACGGCACAUACCAAGUGAAGCUGAUGUUCUCAAGGACCAGAGUCACGUGAUGUUUGAAGGCAAACACAUACACUUCUCGGAGGUGGACAAUAAGCCACUGUGCUCAUACAGCCCCAAACUGUGCAAGCAGCGCAGGCUCAACGGCUACGCCUUCUGUAUUCGCCAUGUCCUGGAGGACAAGACCGCCCCCUUCAAGCAGUGCGAGUAUGUGGCCAAGUACAACAGCCAGAGGUGCACCAACCCCAUCCCCAAAUCUGAGGACCGCAGGUACUGCAACAGCCACCUGCAGGUCCUGGGCUUCAUCCCCAAAAAGGAGCGUAAGAAAAAGCAGGAGGUCGUGGAUGAGGUGCGCCUGAAGCCUCGCCUGGAGUCAGUGGCCCUUAAUAUCGUGGUUCCUUCUCUGGCCCUGAAGGCCCCCAAUGGGCUGGACACACUGGCCCACUGCCUGCCCAGCGGGCAUCCGCUGGAGGCCAGCUUGCUGGACCCCUUUGCUUUCUGUGAGGACGAGACAGAUGGCGAAGAGGGGAGUCCGCAGAAAAGCUCAGUUUUAGGGAAGGAGCUACAGAGGCGACCAGCGCUCAACCAGCCGCAGAAGCUGAGUGACUUCAACCGCCUCUUAUCGCCAACCGAGCACUUUAACCCCUCCCCUCCCCCCUCUCAGGGUCCGCCCUCACCCCAAAACUCUCAGCUUCCUCCCCAGCAGCAGGGGCUCCAUCCACAGCCUCAAAGCUUCAGCCACCUGUCUCCUUCCAACCUCCCUGGACUGCAACAGGGACAGUUAUGCAAACCAGCGCUGCCUGAUAGCCCGCCCCAGCCAAACCUGGGGAGCUACCACAGCCCAGAAGAGGCUACUGGCCAUGUCGUCACCCAGAAGGCCACGCUCGUGUCUGGGAGCGGCGCCCCCGCUCCUCACAUUGUGGUGCUGCGCCCCUCCACCUUCCUUCCAUCGGCCGCCUGCCUUGUGCGUCUGAGACGCCUGACCCACCUGUGCUGUCAGCGGCGACAGCUGUAUGGGGACCUCUUCCCACAUCUAGGGUUGGACUGGUCUGAGGACAGUGAGAAUGAGGAGGAUGAGAGCAAGCGGCCGCUGCCUUCCGGCUGCACCCUGAGGCUGCGUGAGAGAUGCUUGCAGGACAGGUCUGAUGCGCAGGCACCCCCCGACUCCCGGAGCUCCCGCCUGGCCCGGCUCUGCGCUCACCUGCGGCUCAAAUACAGGCAGGACCAGGCAGCCACACGCCACCGCAGUGACCAGCGCGCCCUCCGGGUUGCGCUACUGCGCGCCGCCUGCCGGGACCCCCACUGCGCCGGGCAGCUGCUGCAGGAGCUGCGGGGGCCUUCCAGUACACAGUCGCCGCAGAGGGAGGACGCGGUCCCAGGAUCCUGUGCGGGCGGCUCCGGGGGACAGGCCUGCCACAGUCGCGCUCUGCCCUUCACUCGCCACUGCUUCCAGCACAUCCUGCAGAAUCGUUCCCAGCAGCUGUUCUCCAGCUGUACAGCCCGAUUCGCGGAUGGCCAGCAAUGCUCCGUUCCUGUCUUCGACAUCACGCACCAGACACCCCUGUGCCAGGAACACGCCAAGAAGAUGGAUGAUUUCCUGCGUGGCGACAGUAACCGCAGGAUGAUGCAGCAGCAACAGCAACAGCAGCAGCAGCAGCAGCAGCAGCAACAGCACAAGCCUCGCAAGAUCAAGCAGCCCGCGCUCGGCAAGAAACAGAAGAAGAAGCACAGGCAGGCCCCUCGGCAGCCCCAGAAGCCCAUCCCACCCGCGCUGCCCCAGGGCCACCUGGCGAUGCCCACCUGCCUGUCGCUGCCCACUCCAGCCGCUAGUCUGCGGAGUCCUGAGCUGAGCACUGGCCAGCUUCACGAUGACAUCACCAGUGACAUCACAGACAUUCCCCACGAUCUAGAGCUCAACCAGGAGGACUUCUCAGACGUGUUACCCAGACUUCCUGAUGACCUGCAGGACUUCGAUCUCUUCGAAGGAAAGAACGGGGACCUUCUGCCCACUACAGAGGAGGCGGAGGAGCUGGUGCGUGCUCUCCAAGCCAUGGGCUCCUACCCUGACUCCCUGGCGUGUUUGGGCUCAAUAGGGGAGCUGGCUCAGCCAGACACAGUGGACUCGCGGCCCAUGUCUGUGUUUUCUGGCUCGGGAGGGCAGGCUGGGGCCAUGGGGGACCUGCUGAACGGCCACAUCGCCACUGAGAGCUUCCCUGGCCUGGACCUGGAGGACAGCCUGCUGCAGUCCCCGGCAGUGCCCCCCCAUGGCCCGGCGCAGAGCCCCCUGGCCGAGCAGCCAUUUCAGCCCCACCUGCUGGCCGACUCAGAGCCGGCACACUCCUCGCCACACGGCAGACACUACAGCACUGAGCCCGUGCCGUCCCCCUACAGCGAGCACAUGGCGUCCCCCCGCCCCGUCCCGUGCCCGGCAAGGUCCUCCUGGAGCAGCCUUCCCCUGUCCCUCACGGACCCCCAGUUCAGUAACCUUGUCGUUCCUGAUGGCCACCUGAUAUCCACUUCUCUGUCUACGCCCCCUUCCACCGUGCACCUGGUUAGCCUCCCUGUGCUGCCCCCUGGUGGUCUGACCAGCCUCCCCAUGCCACCAGCCUGCAACUCCUCGUCAUCUUCCUCCUUUUCCGUCUUGGGACAUGGUCUCCCAACCUCCAGCCAGCCCAAGCUGCAGCUGCCUCAGUUCAGUGCUGCCUUUGGACACCAGCUGGCCUCGCACUGCGGAAUCCCCAAGGACAUACAGCCCAGCCACAGCUCCACUGCUCCCCCUACUGGCUUCUCCACUGCCAGUGCAGCAGCAGGCGGCUCUGUCCAUCCAUUCUCCCCUCAGUGAACUGGCGGCACGCAUUUCUGAGUCAUUCGUGUGGGGUGUCAGGCAUGUGGAUGUACGUCGUCACUCUUCUGUGAGUGUCGGGUGAGCAGGCUCCUCCACGCCCAAUCAGAAAAUGCCCUAAUGUGAAUCUGAUUGGCUGCUAGCAGCAGGAUUUUGCCAGUGAUGAGUGACUGUCAGGGUUUGCAGAUUACAGGAAGUGUAGUGUGCACUGGUGUGUGAAAGGGGGUGUGCUGCAUACUGAGCAGGGCCCCGCUCCAUCUGCAUUUCCUCUUCAGGCCUGGCCUGCGGUCUCCGCCUCUCCAUUCACCAUCUGUAUGUAUGUGUAUGAUAAGCUGCUUCCUGUCAUCACUGAACUGGACGUUUUUAAGCCUGAAUCUGUGUGUAUGCGACUCCUUCAGGGUCCCCGGCCUGAAACUUUCCCCAGUUGAGUGUCUGCAUUACACAGGGACACCUUGCCAAAUUGCUUUUUAAUUUUUUUUAAAUCAGGUGACUCGAAUUUGAGAUUCAAUGAUCUCUGUGUUGCUGUGAAUCCACUGCAGCUGCAUAUUAAACUCAGAAUGCUGGUUAUUUUAAGCAAUAACCUAUAACAGGAUCAUUAUAACCCCCAGCCCCAACUGCAUGUUAACAUGCAGCUGUACUUAUGUACCAUGUCACCAUUUGAAGCAGUUUCAGUGACGAGGGUGAUUUUUUUUAAAGAUUAUUUAUUUAUUUUUUUAAUGCAAGGGCCCAUCAGGGUCCUGGUUGAGACUCAGGUUCUCCAGGGUCAUAGUGCCUGCUCUUUCCUACCCCUAAUAAGUUUAGCAGGGUGGCCCCCGCCUGCAGACAGGGGUCCCAGGGUCAGUCGCCACAAUCAUCGGUGCUCUAUACUUGCUAACGUUGCCUUUAAAUCGGACCUUUUGAUAAUGACAAGGUCAUUUCUCAGCAGGAACACCUAAGCAAUUUCAUGUCCCCCCCCCCCCACUUUUUUGUACUUGAUUUGUCUUUACAAAAGCCCGAUUCCAUGAGACUUGACUCCCAGAGGUAAUGAAACGGACGCAACCAAAAUGCUGGGGCGGAUGGGGUGCGCCGUCUCACUGUAGCCAAGUCCUGCAGUUACAGGGUAGCUGGCCGGUUUCUCCAUUGCAGUAGACAAGAUGGUAUUUGUUUUUGGGUUUCUCUGUAGCUGACCUGAACUGGAAAGGAGCUGAAGACCAGUGCUACGAAAUCGCUUUUAGGAAGAGUUUUACAGAAACACUAAAACCUGUUUUCUUUUAACAGCCUAAUCGUGUCUCGUUAAAAGUAUUUAAUAUUUAUACUGUCUUCUGUAUAUUGGGUUUUUUGGUGAACUCAAGUGACGAUGGAGAGAACUUUCUCCCGAUAGUGGCACAGUUUUAACGGGUUUCCAUCCCAGUGACCGUGUCAUGGCCCGCCAGGCGUCCGCACAUCACAGAUUGUCUUCUUUACAUAUCCUUGGACAAACAUGGCAUCUAAGAAUCACUUGUUUGCCAUUUGGUCCCUUGCGGACAGCUGUGGUUGGCACUGUCCCAAAGGUGAAGUGGACCUUCAGUGAACACACUGCCCCCCCCCCCCGCGCUGCCACCUAAGCUCAGCCCCCGGUGGUUUGUAGGGGGAAAGCUGGCCUUGGUGAUUGGGGCAGCCCCCGCUCAGACCCUGCACUCAAAUCUGCCUUCACCUCAGGCCUGUUUGACCUUUAAGAUGCAGCCAGACAAAAAAGCAAUUAUUCUGUCCGAGUAGCUCGAAUAGUAAGGGGAGGGAUAGGGGUAUGUUCCAUUGACUGCGAACUAUGAAGCACUGUCCUAUUCAGAGAACUGUGGAAGCACAGGUUAAAAGCACCCCCACCCUCGGAUCAAGCAUAAAAAGGGGGCUUUUAAGCAGGCGCUGAAAUUCCUGUACUCACUGAAUGUACUGUAUUACUGUUUUUAAGAUGGGGUGAGGAAGAUGGUCACCUUUUGUCUUCGUCUCUUGGUUUAAAGUAUUUUUUGUAUCAAAGGUUUACAUUUUUAUGUAUAUUUGUGUACAAAUUAUGUAAUAUGUGUACAAACUGUAUGUAAUGUAUAUAUAGUGUGGCCAAUUGAUCUUUGUUUUUGGAUGUAUGAAUAAAAGUUGCAGUGAGGAUUUUGA
Brienomyrus brachyistius is the source of this 5330-nucleotide messenger RNA. Its product is annotated as INO80 complex subunit D-like. Lineage: Eukaryota; Metazoa; Chordata; Actinopteri; Osteoglossiformes; Mormyridae. Gene Ontology annotation, cellular component: nucleus. The record is from RefSeq and is a predicted model, not a curated record. The transcript has 10 exons. Bases 420 to 3209 code for a protein of 929 amino acids.